Salvia splendens (bonfire salvia) is the source of this 979-nucleotide messenger RNA. RefSeq names its product probable ribosome biogenesis protein RLP24. Gene Ontology annotation, molecular function: structural constituent of ribosome. Gene Ontology annotation, biological process: ribosomal large subunit biogenesis. Lineage: Eukaryota; Viridiplantae; Streptophyta; Magnoliopsida; Lamiales; Lamiaceae. Gene Ontology annotation, cellular component: nucleolus. The transcript has 5 exons. The record is from RefSeq and is a predicted model, not a curated record. The coding region runs from base 140 to 640 and encodes 166 amino acids.
GAAAAAAUCGAAUCCAAUUACUCCAUUUUGUAAGCCCAAUUUUGAAGGCCUAUAAACGAACACUUUUCAAUUUGAAACCCUAGCAGCAUACUCCCCUUCUUCGUCUUCACGAACGCAGAAAUUUUAAAACAAGGCAAAUAUGAGAUUGGAGAAGUGCUGGUUCUGUUCUUCUACCGUGUAUCCUGGCCAUGGGAUUCAAUAUGUUCGUAAUGAUGCAAAGAUAUUUAGAUUUUGUCGAUCAAAAUGCCACAAGAACUUCAAGAUGAAGAGAAAUCCCCGCAAAGUAAAAUGGACUAAGGCUUACAGACGGUUGCAUGGCAAGGACAUGACACAGGAUUCUACGUUUGAGUUUGAGAGAAAGCGGAACAGACCUGAGAGAUACGAUAGGAAUGUGACAGAGAACACUCUCGCAGCCAUCAAGAAAAUCGACAAAGUCAGGGUUGACAGAGAGGCCAGGCACCUUGCCAAGAGGAUGAAGCCAAAGAAGGCCCAAUUGCAGAGGGAGGCAGCGAGGGAACUGGAACAGAGCAUUUCAAUGGUCAAAGCUCCAGGAGCUCUACAGCGAGACCCCUCACUCACCUUACCUAUCAAGGUCAAGGUGUCGAAACCUGAGAAAGUUGAUAACCGUAUGGAGGAAUGAUGGCACCACCUCUACAUUUGUUCCCAGUUUACUCAAAGAGGUACUUAAGGCUAAUAUAAGUAGGAACGAAGGAUUGAUUCUACGCAACAACUGGAACUGUUGGAAGUUCUGAAUAGAUAGGGAUUCAUCUUGUUCGUUAGCUGAUGAUGUCUUGUGUUCUAUAUCAUCUUGCCAGUUUUGCAAAAUGUUGUCCAGUAUAUUAAAGUUGUGUUUUUAUUUUUUCUGAACUUGAUGCCUCAGCAUACUGCUGCUUGUAUCAACCUUUUCUUUCCUUUCUUGUAUCACAAAAAGUUGGCCAGUAGAGCAUUCAAUAGGAUUUUCGCUUUCAAUUGGCUACUA